Effrenium voratum is the source of this 1818-nucleotide messenger RNA. The record is from the annotation of a GenBank genome assembly. Lineage: Eukaryota; Dinophyceae; Suessiales; Symbiodiniaceae.
AUGGCCAAAGUCCGCAAGGUCGGCCGUGAGGUGCCAGUCACCGCUUCGGUGGAGCGCUUCGAAGUCGUCGAUGCUGGAAGUGGGCAGGAUGUCCUCAGCAAGGGCUUGGACGCUGUCAAAGCAAGAGUUUCCUUGGUGAAAACCGGCCAACAUGUUGACUACAUCGUACGCGUGUUCUUUGAUGGUCAGUCUUGGACAGUAACCAGGCGGUACAAUGAAUUCGCAGCUUUAGCAGAUAUUCUCAAGAAGAAGCUUGCAUCAGUGCCUGCCAUUCCUCAAAAGUCAAUGGUAAGACAGUUUGCACCAGAAUACCUGGAAGCAAGGAAAAACGGGCUGAACGUCUUCAUCAAAGAACUUUGCAGAAGGCGUGAUGCCGCAAAUUGCCGGGAAGUCCAAGACUUCCUUCUGCUGAGGCAGCGUGUGCCACAUUUGUCUCAAGCAGAUGCUUCGGAGCCGGUCCAGUCGGCCGAAGUACAAGAGGCUUCCUUUGGCAUCGCCCACUUCGAGUACGACCCGGUGCAGGGGCUGCUCCUGCUGGGCUCUAGCGAUUUCUCGUGGGCCUCCCGCAUGGACACCAAAAUCACGAACAUCAAGAUGCCCUGGGAGAAGAAGGCGCCGAACCUGCCCAGUGCCCAGCUCUCGCUGUGGCAGCAGUCGCCAGCUGAACUGAAGUUCCACAUGCAAGGCAUGAACCGAUUCACAGCGCUCAUCACUUGCGUGCUGAUGGCUAACUGCAGGGACAAGGCGUCGUGUCUCGCUGGCUUGAGUGAUGGCACCAUUGGCGUGCUCCCCAUGAAAAGCGAGCGUGGUGCGACUGGCGGCGCUGGCCAAGUGCUGCCGUUGGUGCGGCACACCGCCGGAGUGGUCGCCCUGGCGUUAGAUGAGACGGAGCAGUGGCUGUUCUCCGCGAGCAGCGACAAGGCCAUCAUUGUCUUUGACCUGAAGCGGCAGAUGAUUCAAUGCGAGGUGCAAGCGCCGGCGCCUCCAACGCAGAUGUUCCACUGUCAGGAGCAGCGACGACUCUUCACCUCUUUGAAGAACGGGCUUGUCGUUGUGUGGGACACGUCGGUCCUUCCCCUGCAGAAGAUUGCAACCGUGCCAGAUGGCGCCCCUUCGAGCAAUCCAGUCACUGCCAUGGACUACGACUCGAGCACUGGGACGCUCUUCACAGGGUCGAAGGAUGGCAUCUCGCUGUGGACGGUGAAGACGUCGGACAUGGGAGGCUGGGGACGAAAGCUGGGGCAGAUCACGAACAUGGAGCCCCCGAGCGCCAUCGCUUGGGCGCAGUCAUCGCGAGAGAUCAUUGCGGGUUUCGAGACUGGUGCUGUGGUCAUUUUUGACCUUGACCAGGGUGAGCCGAGCUAUGCCAUUCAGGCGCAUGCCGAUGCCGUCACGGCGGUGAAGUGGCUGGAUGCUCCCCGGCGGCUCCUGACUGCCUCCAAGGACCGGACGCUGAAGAUCUGGGACUUUCCUUCGAUGCAGAGGGCGCCGUUGGACUCUGGGUCUUGGGCGCCACAACAAGUUCAGGCUGCCAUGCAGGCGCCAGAGCGUUCGUGGGCGAGAACGUCUGGCUCCUUCUCAGGUGACCCGCUACAAGGCAGAACCUCCGGUUCAUUUCAACACGGAGGUGAAGGCUACCAGCGCGGCCCUGUUGCUUCUACCUUUUCGGGCACGCCAUCUGCUCCAGGCUUUAGCACGGCGGCUGUGUCUUCGUCGGCUUACACAGGAGCUGCAGCGGUGCCCCCACCGGUGGUUGGAGCAGCCCCGAGCGCUGUGGUGGAGGAUUCGGAUGACGACCUGGCAGGCUGGGAUAAGUGA